Molecule: messenger RNA, 1825 nt
Organism: Aedes albopictus (Asian tiger mosquito)
Lineage: Eukaryota; Metazoa; Arthropoda; Insecta; Diptera; Culicidae
Gene: Prp19
Product: pre-mRNA-processing factor 19
Exons: 4
Coding region: 146-1663 (505 amino acids)
Biological process (GO): mRNA splicing, via spliceosome; protein ubiquitination; DNA repair
Cellular component (GO): U2-type catalytic step 1 spliceosome; Prp19 complex; cytoplasm
Molecular function (GO): protein binding; ubiquitin protein ligase activity
Source: RefSeq, a predicted model, not a curated record
UCAAAACGAUAAGUGGGCUGCUGUCAAAAAUUGAAGCGACGAGACGUCGAAGUGUUUGGACGAUUGAUUUCGUGAAAAAAAUAAGUUUUAAUCAAGGAAAACCAACGUUUAGUAAGGAAAAAGUUUUAUAAUUAGCAAAACAGAAAUGUCGCUCGUCUGUAGCAUAUCGAAUGAAGUUCCGGAACACCCGGUUGUAUCUCCCCGGUCCGGUGCAAUAUUCGAGAAACGUUUGAUUGAAAAGUACAUCGUAGAGAACGAGUGCGAUCCCAUCAAUGGAGAACCGUUGAAAGCAGAGGAACUCAUUGAAAUCAAGACUCCCCCAAUCGUUCGUCCCAAGCCCCCGAGCGCCACCAGUAUUCCAGCGACGUUGAAAAUGAUGCAGGACGAGUGGGACGCCCUAAUGUUGCAUGCAUUCACACAAAGGCAACAGCUGCAAACCGCACGGCAGGAAUUGUCCCAUGCCCUCUACCAGCACGAUGCGGCCUGUCGUGUGAUUGCCCGUUUGAACAAGGAAGUGGCAGCAGCCCGAGAAGCGUUGGCCACCCUCAAACCACAAACCGGCAUCGCCUCCAUCCAGUCCUCGAUUCCACAACCGUCUAUUGCUGCCGAAGCCGGAGGAAUGGCCACACAACCGAUCGAGCAGGCUGGCAUGAGCGCCGAAGUGAUUCAGAAGCUCCAGGACAAGGCCACUGUCCUAACGCAAGAACGAAAGAAGAAGGGUCGCACCGUUCCGGAAGAGUUGGUCAGCGCGGAAAAGAUCCGUGGUUUUCUCACACUUGCAUCCCAUCCGGGUCUCCAUUCAGCCAGUGUCCCCGGUAUUCUGGCCUUGGACAUUAACCAUUCCGAUCAGAGUAAAAUCCUGACAGGAGGAAACGACAAAAACGCCACCGUCUUCAACAAGGAUACCGAGCAAAUUGUCGCCAUCCUCAAGGGACACACCAAAAAGGUCACCAAGGUUAUCUUCCAUCCGGAGGAUGACACCGUCAUCACCGCUUCCCCGGAUGCUUGCAUCCGCAUUUGGAACGUUCCGACCUCCCAGACGCAGCUGCUUCUCCGUUGUCACGACGGUCCGGUUUCUGGCCUCUCUCUUCACCCAACCGGAGAUUACGUCCUUUCCACAUCCUCCGACAAGCACUGGGCAUUCUCCGAUAUCCGCACAGGACGCCUGCUCACAAAAGUCCCAGAUCCAACCGACAUCGGUCUCACCACGGCCCAGUUCCAUCCUGAUGGUUUGAUUUUCGGCACCGGAACCGAAGACUCCCAGGUUAAGAUUUGGGAUUUGAAGGAACAAAGCAACGUGGCCAAUUUCCCGGGACACACCGGACCGAUCACGGCUAUUUCGUUCUCGGAAAACGGUUACUAUCUGGCCACGGCUGCCGACGAUGCCUGCAUAAAGUUGUGGGAUUUGCGAAAACUGAAGAACUUCAAAACGAUCACCCUGGACGAAGGUUACGAGGUUAAGGAUCUGUGCUUCGAUCAGAGUGGAACCUAUUUGGCCAUUGCUGGAACCGAUAUUAGGGUCUACCUGUGCAAGCAAUGGCAAGAGUUGAAGGUGUUCAAUGACCACACUGCCCUGGCGACGGGUGUGCGAUUCGGUAGGCACGCCCAGUAUGUUGCUUCGACCAGCAUGGAUCGUACGCUCAAGCUGUACGGAAUCGAGUAGUACGAGAUUUUCUAGAUUGACGUCGUCAGUAAGUACAUUGUAUGUCCGGUUGAUACCGUUAGAGUUUGAACUACAUUUAAUGCCCAGUGUUUGGGAACCUUCACUGAACGGAACAUCAUUUAUCAUGAUGAAAUAUAAUUGUAACAUUUAAAUAAUGGUGAA